Messenger RNA from Drosophila busckii, 2661 nucleotides. RefSeq names its product protein kinase C, brain isozyme (gene Pkc53E). The record is from RefSeq and is a predicted model, not a curated record. Gene Ontology annotation, molecular function: zinc ion binding; diacylglycerol-dependent serine/threonine kinase activity; ATP binding. The transcript is spliced from 15 exons. Lineage: Eukaryota; Metazoa; Arthropoda; Insecta; Diptera; Drosophilidae. Gene Ontology annotation, biological process: protein phosphorylation. Bases 431 to 2476 code for a protein of 681 amino acids.
GCGUCUUUGGCAGCGUGUUUAAAUAUUUGCGCAUUGACAAGGCUCUUGACCAAAAGUCAGCUACUGUCAUACGCGUGUGUGUGUGUGUGCCAGCUAAAUGAAAUGCAAAAGUAAACAAACAGCGCUGCGUAAACAUAGCAGCAAUUUUUGACAACUGUGAGAGCGUUUUAUAUACAAAAAUAUAAAAGCCAAUUAAUAUCUGCAGCGCUGCCCCCAUAACAAAAAGUCAUUUAAAAAUCAAUAAAUAAAAAAACAGCAAAAGUGAAAUAACAAAAGCCAAAGAAAUACACGUAACAAAGAAAUUACGUACUAAAUAGCAAAGAAUCAAAUGAAGCAACAACAACUACAAAUUGUAAAGAGCCACAACUAAACAACAACUAAGCCAGUAAAAACAACAACAAUAGUAGCAGCAGCAGCAGCAGCAGCAACAAUGUCGGAGCACAGCGAUAACAAUGGUGACCAGCAAAGUCAAGGCCAAGGAGCAGAGGCCGAGGCCGCUGGUGAAAAUAAAAUGAAGUCGCGUCUACGCAAAGGAGCGCUGAAGAAGAAGAAUGUAUUCAAUGUAAAGGAUCAUUGCUUUAUAGCCAGAUUCUUUAAGCAGCCCACAUUCUGUUCGCAUUGCAAGGAUUUUAUUUGCGGCUAUCAAAUGGGAUAUGCAUGGAUGGGCUUUGGCAAACAAGGAUUCCAGUGCCAAGUCUGUUCGUAUGUGGUGCACAAGCGUUGCCAUGAGUAUGUCACCUUCAUCUGCCCGGGCAAGGAUAAGGGCAUUGAUUCCGACUCACCAAAAACUCAGCACCAUUUCGAACCAUUCACAUAUGCAGGACCCACGUUCUGUGAUCAUUGUGGUUCGCUGCUGUAUGGCAUUUACCAUCAGGGUCUCAAAUGUUCAGCAUGUGACAUGAACGUUCAUGCACGCUGCAAGGAGAACGUGCCCAGCCUUUGCGGCUGCGAUCAUACAGAGCGACGUGGCCGCAUCUAUUUGGAGAUAAACGUCAAGGAGAAUCUGCUUACCGUGCAGAUCAAAGAGGGGCGCAAUUUGAUACCCAUGGACCCGAAUGGCUUGAGCGAUCCUUAUGUCAAGGUCAAGCUCAUACCAGACGACAAGGAUCAGAGCAAGAAGAAGACGCGCACCAUUAAGGCGUGCCUCAAUCCAGUUUGGAAUGAAACGCUCAGCUACGAUUUGAAGCCUGAGGACAAGGAUCGCCGCAUAUUGAUUGAGGUCUGGGACUGGGAUCGCACUUCACGCAAUGACUUCAUGGGCGCUCUAUCCUUUGGCAUUUCGGAGAUUAUCAAGAAUCCCACCAACGGUUGGUUCAAGCUGCUCACACAGGACGAGGGCGAGUACUACAAUGUGCCCUGUGCGGAUGAUCAACAGGACUUGCUCAAGCUAAAGCAGAAGCCAUCGCAAAAGAAGCAAACGGUCAUGCGCUGCGACACCAACCAGCACUCGCAGUCCAAAAAGGACAUGAUCAGAGCUACGGAUUUCAACUUUAUCAAAGUGCUGGGCAAGGGCUCAUUCGGCAAGGUGCUGCUGGCUGAGCGCAAAGGCAGCGAGGAGCUGUAUGCAAUUAAGAUACUCAAGAAGGAUGUGAUUAUACAGGACGAUGAUGUCGAAUGCACUAUGAUUGAGAAGCGUGUGCUGGCGCUGGGCGAGAAGCCGCCGUUUCUUGUCCAGCUGCACUCAUGUUUUCAGACAAUGGAUCGUUUAUUCUUUGUUAUGGAGUAUGUCAACGGCGGCGAUUUAAUGUUUCAAAUACAACAAUUUGGCAAAUUCAAAGAGCCCGUUGCUGUUUUCUAUGCUGCAGAAAUUGCUGCCGGUUUGUUCUUUUUACACAACAAGGGCAUACUCUAUCGCGACUUGAAGCUGGAUAAUGUGCUCCUGGAUGCCGAUGGGCAUGUCAAAAUUGCUGACUUUGGUAUGUGCAAAGAGAACAUUGUGGGCGACAAGACAACCAAAACAUUCUGCGGCACACCGGACUAUAUAGCGCCCGAGAUUAUACUGUAUCAGCCUUAUGGCAAGUCUGUGGACUGGUGGGCUUAUGGUGUGCUGCUCUAUGAGAUGCUUGUGGGUCAGCCGCCCUUCGAUGGCGAGGAUGAGGAGGAGCUGUUUGCUGCCAUAACCGAUCAUAAUGUCUCCUAUCCCAAGAGUCUCAGCAAGGAGGCCAAAGAAGCAUGCAAGGGCUUCUUGACUAAGCAGCCGAGCAAGCGUUUGGGCUGUGGCGGCUCUGGUGAGGAGGAUGUGCGUUUGCAUCCAUUUUUCCGUCGCAUUGAUUGGGAGAAAAUUGAAAAUCGCGAAGUGCAGCCGCCGUUCAAGCCAAAAAUUAAACAUCGCAAGGAUGUGUCGAACUUCGAUAAGCAAUUCACAUCAGAGAAAACAGACUUGACGCCCACGGAUAAAGUAUUUAUGAUGAAUCUGGAUCAAUCGGAAUUUGUUGGCUUCUCCUACGUAAACCCCGAAUAUGUUGUCAGCCCAUAAGCAGCAACUGUCUCUCUCUCCCCCUCUUAAGCCCCAGCGAGUUGUGUGUCUCAUCAUCAGUUGAUAUUGAAAUGUAAUGAAAGACAUUUUGUUAUUUGUGCUAUUUACUGUUACUCAUGCUUAGGUUUUAAGUUUCUUAUUUAUUGCCUUUUGUUAAGUUUUAAUUAAUUUUAAACAACUCGAAG